AUGUUUGAGGCUGGACUUGUGUACGCCGUCAGGUCAAAGGAGACGAUAGAGUUGAUGAAAUGGUAUUGUUGUGUAAAGAGCGUACUUUGCGCAUUAGAAGAACAUUGUAUGGGAACUACGAUAGUUCCUAACAUUUGCGAGUUCAAUAGAAGUGAUUUAUACUCAUCAUUUGCUCAUUGCCACAGGUAUGAUCAAUCAGUCAUAAAUGUUCUAUUAGCCGACGCUUACUACUACGAUCGACACUACUAUUCGAGUGAAAUCGCUGAUUUCUUUCGAAUACAGCGUUUUAUAUCUCGACCGGUGAAAAACCGUGAACUCAAGUGUACAUAA
Cylicostephanus goldi is the source of this 330-nucleotide messenger RNA. Lineage: Eukaryota; Metazoa; Nematoda; Chromadorea; Rhabditida; Strongylidae. The record is from the annotation of a GenBank genome assembly.